This is a messenger RNA of Condylura cristata (star-nosed mole), 1324 nucleotides long. It is a transcript of the gene CPA2, whose product is annotated as carboxypeptidase A2 (pancreatic). The transcript is spliced from 11 exons. Gene Ontology annotation, biological process: proteolysis. Gene Ontology annotation, molecular function: metallocarboxypeptidase activity; zinc ion binding. NCBI's taxonomy places the organism in Eukaryota, Metazoa, Chordata, Mammalia, Eulipotyphla, Talpidae. The coding region runs from base 20 to 1273 and encodes 417 amino acids. The record is from RefSeq and is a predicted model, not a curated record.
UCUGGGAAAACGCUUAACCAUGAGGUUGCUCUUGCUUUUUGGUGCCCUUUUGGGGCAUAUCUACUGUCUGCAGACAUUUGUGGGAGACCAGGUUCUUGAGAUCACACCAAGGAAUCAAGAACAAAUUAAGAAUCUGGCAGAACUGGAGGCUGAAGAACAUCUUCAGCUUGAUUUCUGGAAAUCACCCACUACCCCAAAAGAGACAGCCCAUGUCCGAGUUCCCUUUGUCAGCCUCCAGGCAGUCAAAGUUUUCUUGGAGGCCCAGGGAAUUGACUACUCCGUCAUGAUCAGAGAUGUUCAGGCUCUGCUGGACAAAGAGAAUGAAGACAUGUUACUUAACCAGAGAAGAGAACGAAGCGGAAGCUUCAACUUUGGGGCUUAUCAUACAUUCGAGGAGAUUUCCCAAGAAAUGGAUGCCAUCGUUGCUGAACACCCUGAUCUAGUGAGCAAAGUGAACAUUGGCUCCUCUUUCGAAAACCGGCCCAUGAACGUGCUUAAGUUUAGCACUGGAGGAGACAAACCCGCCAUCUGGCUAGACGCCGGGAUCCACGCGCGAGAGUGGGUUACACAAGCCACUGCUCUGUGGACAGCAAAUAAGAUCGCCACUGAUUAUGGAACUGACCCAUUCAUUACUUCCCUUUUGGACAAGAUGGAUAUCUUCCUGCUGCCUGUCACAAACCCCGACGGCUACGUCUUCUCUCAAACCAAAAAUCGUAUGUGGCGGAAGACCCGGUCUAAGGUGCCUGGAAGCUUCUGCGUUGGUGUCGAUCCUAACAGAAACUGGGACGCGGGUUUCGCAGGGCCCGGAGCCAGCAACAACCCUUGCUCUGAUUCAUACCACGGACCCAGUGCCAACUCUGAGCCUGAAGUGCGUUCCAUUGUGGACUUUAUCAAGAGUCAUGGAAAAAUCAAGGCCUUCAUUACCAUCCACAGCUAUUCCCAGCUGCUGAUGUACCCCUAUGGAUACAAAUGCACCAAGUCAGAUAGCUUUGAUGAACUGAACGAAGUGGCUCAAAGAGCUGCCCAGUCUGUUGCCAGCCUGCACGGCACCAGCUACAGGGUGGGACCCAUCUGCUCAGUCAUCUACCAAGCCAGUGGUGGAAGCAUUGACUGGGCUUAUGACUCUGGCAUCAAAUACUCAUUUGCCUUUGAGCUGAGAGACACUGGUCGAUACGGCUUCCUUCUGCCAGCCAGUCAGAUCCUGCCCACAGCCAGUGAGACCUGGCUUGGCUUGAAGACCAUCAUGGAGCACGUGCGAGACCAUCCCUAUUAGGGCUCUGGGCGGUAAACAAACACCAUUAAAAACUCUUUGAUUUGAAGCAAA